Molecule: messenger RNA, 867 nt
Organism: Phanerochaete carnosa HHB-10118-sp
Lineage: Eukaryota; Fungi; Basidiomycota; Agaricomycetes; Polyporales; Phanerochaetaceae
Exons: 7
Coding region: 145-813 (222 amino acids)
Source: RefSeq, a predicted model, not a curated record
GGCUGUGUGAGAGUGUCUGCCCUGUCAAGGAUCAGUACCACUCUCUAUUUCGCUUCCAUGCUGCGCGCGUUCCCAUAGCCUCGACGAGUCUUCUUUUCGAGGUUCUCUGCUGUUCAGGGCGCACCACCACCACCACACGCCAGAAUGCUCUUCGCUUUCACUGCAGCGUCGCUCGCAAUCGGCGUAGCUGCUGUUGCCGCGCAAGGCGGAGGAAACGCGUCCUUUGUGGAUCCGACGACUCAAGGCGGGAGCUUCUUCCUCAUGGCAACUGAUGGCCUUGGAGAACCACUCAAUGUGGUAAUCUCAGGCCUGAGCUCUCCAGAAGUCUUAACAGACACGGGGUUCCUUAACUACGCCCGUGCCGUAGGCUUUACCACAGAAUGCUUUAGUCUCACUCUCGGAACUCUGUUCACGGCCAACCUCGGCGACGGUAACGGCCCCCAAAAUCAAACUAUGGAGCUUCGCGAGAGCUUUGGCAAUGCCAUGUUUGGAGCUUGCAUCGAGAUGUUUUUGGGAGGCAACCACCUACGCAUGUUCCGGCAGGAUGGUCCGCAAGCCAAUACGAGUGCCCUCUUCCUGGCGACUUCUGCCGAAGAAGGCCUAUUCCAGAAUCAUACCAUUUCCGCCGAUGGCUAUGAUGUUGGCAGGAAUAUUUUUGCUAACAUGGCAGCUGGGAUGACACAAUUCAACGGGACAUCGUACAAUACUACCGUGCAGAACUUGACAGGCGUCUUGCCAGUCGGCAGCCAGGGUGUAAACCACGGAAUUGCUAUCGAUGGGAACGCAUUCUUACUCACGGUUACCACGGUGUAGGCUACUGUAUUCACACAUGACGGAAGUCACCACGAUAAAUCCUAAAUGAAUUUC